AUGUUCCCGUUCUCCCUCCUGUCCCGUGUAGCAGCCUCGUUCCCUUCGUUCUACACGGUCCUCUUCGUCUCGUCUCUGCUGCGCUGGGCCCUCAUCUUGUACAGCGAAUGGCACGAUGCCCGCUCGAAAGUGAAAUACACUGACAUCGACUACAGAGUCUUCAGUGAUGCAGCACGAUUCCUGCUGAGCCCAACAUCCGACAACGUAGCCCAAGGUCCAUUGGGCGGUCUUUUCGGUGUCGGAGAUCCAUACACUAGGUCCACCUACCGUUACACACCACUCCUGGCGCUACUGCUUACUCCAAAUGAAUGGAUACACCCUUCCUUCGGGAAGUAUCUCUUCGCCGCAUGCGACGUUCUUGCCAGCGUGUUGAUGUACCGAAUGCUAGUCGACGUGAUUCUACCAGCGUCGACCCCCUCCCAAUCCUCCUCCCCCGGUGAAGGGAAACAGCAGGAGCCAGCAUCGCGAGACUGCCUAGCGGCACUCUUGACCUCUUUACACCUUCUCAAUCCCCUUGUAUUUACCAUAUCAACUCGAGGAUCUUCGGAAUCGGUCCUGUCCCUACUUGUACUUCUCAGUCUGUACGCCUGCCUCAAAGAGCGAUGGACGACCGCCGCGGUGCUGUUAGGCCUCAGUACACACUGGAAGAUAUACCCUGUGAUCUAUGGGAUCGCUUGCGUGGGUGUUCUGGCAAUGAGGAACCCUCGGUCCAAUUGGGUCAGCAGAGUCCUAAACUGGAGCACUGUCAAGUUCGGCGUUAUCAGCGCCGGAACGUUCUUUGCUUUGGGUGGAGGAAUGUACCUAAUAUGGGGCCAGCCAUUCGUUGAACAUACGUAUCUGUACCACGUUUCUCGGCUCGACCAUAGGCAUAAUUUCUCGCCUUAUUUCUACUGGAUAUACCUGACAUACCCGUCCGCUGCCGCCUCGCUCGCCCCUCUGACUUCCAUCCAGAAGGUCUUGCGCUCUCCGUUGACCUCCUUCGCACCACAAAUGAUUCUCUCCCUGGGAGUUGGCUUUGUGUUCGGUGUACUGGGUAGCAAAGAGCACCUACCCUUCAUCUGGUUUGCACAAACUGUGCUGUUUGUCGUGUUUAAUCGAGUCUGCACGUCUCAAUACUUCCUCUGGUACAUCCUAUUCCUCCCUCUUCUCCUCCCCCGCCUUUCGCGGUCGAUCACACCUCGUACGUCCCUUGUAUGUCUGGCGCUCUGGUUCGGCGUACAGGUGCUUUGGCUUGCGGAAGCAUACAAGCUCGAAUUCCUCGGCGAGAACGUAUAUCUCGGCCUCUGGUUCAGAGGCGUAGUUUAUCUAGUGGGAAACAUUGGUGUACUCGCAGUUGUAGUGUUGAACUAUGUGUAAGCGGAUAUACUGGUAGCGUCGCUGGGCC
Messenger RNA from Gloeophyllum trabeum ATCC 11539, 1384 nucleotides. RefSeq lists its product as uncharacterized. Bases 1 to 1356 code for a protein of 451 amino acids. Gene Ontology annotation, molecular function: alpha-1,4-mannosyltransferase activity; GPI mannosyltransferase activity. The record is from RefSeq and is a predicted model, not a curated record. Lineage: Eukaryota; Fungi; Basidiomycota; Agaricomycetes; Gloeophyllales; Gloeophyllaceae. Gene Ontology annotation, biological process: GPI anchor biosynthetic process. Gene Ontology annotation, cellular component: membrane; glycosylphosphatidylinositol-mannosyltransferase I complex. The transcript is spliced from 5 exons.